ACGUCGACACAUCAACAUGGCCGAGUUAAAGAAGGUUGCCUGUGAAGCAAUUGACAAGGUAUCCUCGGAACUAAACGACAUCAGUCAAGAAUUGUGGAAGAACCCCGAGUUAAACUUCAACGAGCACCAUGCUCACACCAUAUUGACGGAUUUCCUGGAGAAUCAAGGAUUUACAGUUGAUAGGAAGUAUAAACUCGACACAGCUUUCCGAGCCACAUUCGGUGACGAGAGUGCAGGUCCGCAUGUGGCUGUAUUGUGUGAGUAUGAUGCACUUCCAGAGAUUGGUCAUGCCUGCGGGCACAACCUGAUAGCUGAACUAGGCGUGGCGGCCGGUGUCGGGAUCAAGACCGCCAUGGAAGCAUCCGAGCAACCCAUUGGCAAGAUAACGAUAAUGGGGACACCGGACGAGGAAAACAGAGGUGGUAAACUAGAUUUGCUACAAAAAGGAGCAUUUCAGAAAUUUGACGUAGCUAUGAUGUCACAUCCAGCGCCGAAUGACUCUGUUCUUGCAAACAUGCUGGCAGUGGAUUGGGUAACAGUAACUUACAAGGGAAAGGCCAGUCACGCCGCUGCCUUUCCCUGGGAGGGGGUUAACGCACUGGACGCUGCAGUAACGUGCUAUCAGACCGUGUCUUGUAUGCGCCAGCAGAUGAAACCGACAUGGAGAGUCCAUGGAAUAAUCACUAAAGGUGGACUGAGGCCAAAUAUUAUACCAGAAGAAGCUGCUCUAGAAUACUACAUUCGGGCACCGAACAAGGCCGAGCUUCACAUGCUAAGGGAAAAGAUCAUGAAUUGUUUUGAAAGUGCAGCGACAGCUACAGGAUGUAAGGUGGAAUACAACUUUUCAGAAAUGCCAUAUUUGAAUGUGAUCAGCAACGAAGCUUUGGCUUCUUCAUUCGAGGCAAAUGCAAGGGAACUGGGGCUGGACUUUAAGGAACACGGUAUGUCCACAGAUAGCGCUCCAUUGGGAUCCACAGACAUGGGCAACGUAUCUUAUGUUGUUCCCAGCAUUCAUCCCUUCUUCUACAUAGGAACAGACGAGGUCAACCACACCAGAGGCUUUACGGAAGCUACAGGUGCCCCUGCCGCCCAACCGUACACCAUACUACAAGGGAAGGCAAUGGCAAUGACAGCCAUUGACGUUUUUACAAACAACGAUCUUUUACACAGAAUCAAAACUGAAUUCGAUAACGAACCACAAAGGAAAGCAUAAAGACGAAACCCCCUGUGGAUAUGGACAUUAAGAAGAAAAGUCCUUAUAUAACUGAACAGUUUUGAAAAUAUAUCUAGUCAGAUAGAAUAAGGAUGAUUAAAAUGAUUAAAGAUAUUUAACAAGCGGUGAUACACUUAGGAAUUUGAAAUUGAUAGAUAAGCGCUGGAAACAAACGUGCUAUAUUUUAUGUAAUGCAGAAUCAACAAUUCAUCAACAGCUACAUUUUUCAAAUAUGUGAUUUUUUUUGUGAUCGCAGGAAAUAAUUCGAAGUGCUUAUAAGCCUGAAUAAUUUGAUUGGUGCUUUAAGAGGUAAUUUAAAUAAAACAUCUCCCAGUUUAAGUUCACUUUUUUGAUAAUGUGAAAGUAUAAAAAUGUUUUCUUUUUAAAUAUUACAAAUAUCUUGUGAAUUGUAUUUCAGAAUGUUACAAUUGUUGAUAUAAAACAUAAUAAAUAUACAAA
This is a messenger RNA of Ylistrum balloti, 1672 nucleotides long. RefSeq names its product peptidase M20 domain-containing protein 2-like. The transcript has 6 exons. NCBI's taxonomy places the organism in Eukaryota, Metazoa, Mollusca, Bivalvia, Pectinida, Pectinidae. Bases 17 to 1213 code for a protein of 398 amino acids. Gene Ontology annotation, molecular function: dipeptidase activity. The record is from RefSeq and is a predicted model, not a curated record.